Molecule: messenger RNA, 408 nt
Organism: Trichechus manatus latirostris (Florida manatee)
Lineage: Eukaryota; Metazoa; Chordata; Mammalia; Sirenia; Trichechidae
Product: 60S acidic ribosomal protein P1-like
Exons: 3
Coding region: 1-408 (135 amino acids)
Biological process (GO): cytoplasmic translation
Cellular component (GO): cytosolic large ribosomal subunit
Molecular function (GO): protein kinase activator activity; ribonucleoprotein complex binding; structural constituent of ribosome
Source: RefSeq, a predicted model, not a curated record
AUGGGGGUGGAGGGGAAGGCUUCCGCUAAGGUGCUUGGUUCUUCCGAGGAAGCUAAGGCCAAGCUGGGGCGAGGCCCUCACUUUAGCCAGCAACUAGCACCGCACCUGGCAGCCGCCAGCCCAGCACUUAUCUGCACCACGACGUCCUGCUCCAAGCUCACCUGCAUCUACUUGCCCCUCAUCUUGCACAAUGAUGAGGUGACCAUCAUAAGCCUGGCUAACGUCAACAAGGGGAGCCUCAUCUGCAAUGUUGGGGCUGGUGGACCCGCACCAGCAGCCGGCGCUGCACCAGCGGGAGGACCUGCCCUUGCCACUGCUGCCUCAGCUGAGGAGAAGAAAGUGGAAGCAAAGAAAGAAGAAUGUAAGCGAUCCAAUAAUGCUGCCAUGGGCUUUGGUCUUUUUGACUAA